Plutella xylostella (diamondback moth) is the source of this 4789-nucleotide messenger RNA. RefSeq names its product guanine nucleotide-binding protein subunit beta-1 (gene Gbeta13F). Gene Ontology annotation, molecular function: protein binding. NCBI's taxonomy places the organism in Eukaryota, Metazoa, Arthropoda, Insecta, Lepidoptera, Plutellidae. The record is from RefSeq and is a predicted model, not a curated record. Gene Ontology annotation, biological process: signal transduction.
UUGACGCAAUUUGCAAAUGGCCGUGAAAAGGACCGAACCCGGGUUAGGUUUAUGAAAAGCUAAUGGUGGUAGAGUUCGUACUGAAAAACUUGUGAUUUUAAACUUGAUUCAGUGUGGUGACGUUACAAAUAUUCAAAAUGUGCCAAAAAGUGAGAAUCCAGUCUUAAUGGUGGUAUAAGAAUCGCUACGCACCGUCGGAGGGACGAUAGCCGAGAAUUUGCAGAGGGACGGGUGGUGCAAGAGUAGAGGUGGAGUGUUCGCUGGACUAGCGGGAUGAACGAGCUGGACAGUCUGCGGCAGGAGGCCGAGAGCCUGAAGAAUGCUAUACGGGAUGCUCGCAAGGCGGCGUGCGACACGUCGCUGGCGCAGGCCACCGCCAACCUGGAGCCGAUCGGGCGCAUCCAGAUGCGCACGCGCCGCACCCUGCGCGGCCACCUGGCCAAGAUCUACGCCAUGCACUGGGGCUCCGACUCGAGGAACCUGGUGUCGGCCAGCCAGGACGGCAAGCUGAUCGUGUGGGACAGCCACACCACGAACAAGGUGCACGCCAUCCCGCUACGCUCGUCGUGGGUGAUGACCUGCGCGUACGCUCCGUCCGGGUCGUAUGUCGCUUGCGGAGGGCUGGACAACAUCUGCUCGAUCUAUAGCCUGAAGACGCGCGAGGGCAACGUGCGCGUGUCGCGCGAGCUGCCCGGCCACUCGGGCUACCUGUCCUGCUGCCGGUUCCUCGACGACAACCAGAUCCUCACCAGCUCCGGGGACAUGACUUGCGCCCUCUGGGACAUCGAGACGGGCCAGCAGUGCGGGCAAUUCACCGGGCACACGGGCGACGUGAUGUCCCUCUCCUUGGCUCCGGACCAGCGCACCUUCGUGUCAGGAGCUUGUGAUGCGUCCGCCAAGCUGUGGGACAUCCGCGACUGUCAGUGCAAGCAGACCUUCCCGGGACACGAGAGCGAUAUCAACGCUGUUACUUUCUUCCCGUCCGGGUUCGCGUUCGCGACCGGGUCGGACGACGCCACGUGCCGGAUGUUCGACAUCCGCGCGGACCAGGAGCUGGCCAUGUACAGCCACGACAACAUCAUCUGCGGGAUCACCUCCGUGGCCUUCUCCAAGAGCGGGCGCCUGCUGCUGGCCGGCUACGACGACUUCAACUGCAACGUGUGGGACUCCAUGAAGAGCGAACGCGCCGGCAUCCUGGCCGGGCACGACAACCGCGUGUCCUGCCUGGGCGUGACGGAGAACGGCAUGGCCGUGGCCACCGGCUCGUGGGACUCGUUCCUGCGCAUCUGGAACUAGGCGGCCCCCCGCCCGCCCUCCGCCGCCGCCCGCUAGAUGUCGCUGCACUCACCGAGCUGUUGGGCCGCUUGGGUCAAUAUAUUUGGUCGGGUUAUAGCCUGUUGGGCCGCUUGCGUCAACGCUAUUCGGUCGGGUUAUAGGUUGAUGAUGGAGAGGAUAAGAUCUAGGGGUAUUGACAAGCGGAGUAAUGGCGGGUGUUAAGAUUCGAACACAGUGCUGACAUCUAGCGGGCGUUAGUACGCGGCAAUGAUUUUUUAACAAAAGAGGGCUUUUUUAGUUAAUUUUUUAGAGUGAUUGCGCGCGUGUUGGUCUCAUGAUCAUAUGUCACAUGAUGAUGUAAUGUAUAUGUAUUUAUUAUUAAUUAUCGCUAUGUAUGUAUGUAAUGUUAUGAUUAUUUGAUCGGCUUAGUGUAGGUUUGGGGGCCCCUAGCGGCUCGCACAACUGAACAUUAUGUUUUUUGACUUGAUGUACUUCAUCGCACAAGAAAUUAUUUAAACAAAUCCAACGUACAAGUUCUAAAAAACUUAGUUAAAGAACCAAAUAUUAUUAUUAAUGUAUCUAUUUGUAAUUUAUUAUGAUUGAUAACAAAAUGAGAACUUUUCAUUUAUAAUAAUAAUUAUUAUUGAAUGCUAACUAAUUUAUGAUUUUACUAUAAUGUACGUAGAUUUAAUGUAGUGCAGUUUAAUUGUAACGUGGAUGGGCUCCAUUUUGAAGGCUAUGCUGUUGCAAAUAGAGAUCAAUUCAUAAAUUAACUCUUAAAUUGGUACCUUAAAAGAAAUACACAAUUACAAAUUCCUUAAUAUAUAAUAUAGAUUGAUCAAAAGGUACCAGCCUUGUAUAAAUCACCACAAAACGUUUGCAAUGGCGUCGCCAUCGAAAUAUAGUCCUUAUUUAGUUCAUAAUAAGUAAUAGGAUUUAUGCCACAUGGAUCUCUAGGGAUGCCAACAAUUUAUUUAAUUAAAAAUUAUUCACAAUAUGCUAUCACACCCUUUUUACCUAACAUUUGACAAGCAACCCUUACAACUACAUGUUUCCUAAUCACAUGAUUUCAUUUGUGGGGGGGGGGAUUCUCGUGUUGUAUGCCUUGUCGUUCGGAAAUGUCGUGCACGCCUCGGAGAGCAAGCGUGUGAUAUAAUGUCGGAUACGAUCGGUAAUUCGCCCCCCGAUGCUGCCCUAAGAGUUGUGUACCAAGAGUUAGCUUCGCAUAUUCUAUGUAAAUGUGCGUGUUUUUAUAAUGCAUUUGUAUCUAUACCCAUUCCUUGAAGAUGUGUCUUUUACUGAUUUCUGGGUAAAUAUUUAGUUGGUAAUUGAUUAAAUGAACAGGAGGUAUGUAUUUAUUGAUAUGUUUGUAGCCUGACCAGAAGCUGAAGAUUAAGAUAAAUAAGAAAUGAAGUUUCGAAAUGGGGUCGAGAGACCCGUUCCGUUAUCCCGCCAUGGUCCGCCAUUAUUGUAUAGUUAAACCGGCAUAUUAUGUUUAUUUUCUGGUCAGGCUCUUAACAAAUUAUGAGUUAAUUUUUGUAAUCAUUUAUAUCGUAACUAAAUAGGAUGUAUAAAUUGUUUUCCUAAGCUACUUGUACUGUCUUUUUAUUGAAAAUACAAAUUACAAAUCUAACAAUCACCUUUCAAUCUCCUGCCACUUCGAUCAACGCUCACCUGUUCUAGGUAAGGUCACAAUAAAGUUAACGUCAUUUCAUACAUUACUAUAGUUUGGACCGGUCGGGAUUCGAUUCCGGGAAAUACGAACAGUAAUCGUAAGUUGUGUUGUAGAACUUGCUUGGUGUGUGCUCAACCGAUUCAUGAAUACAAACGGACAAAAUAAUGCAUUUUUGACAGUGUGUCUCAAUUCACAUACUUUUAGUUCUCAUCUUGCACGGAUUUACAAAGGGUACUUAUUACUUUCCAAAUAGGGUUGCUAGAUAGCAGUCACAGUCAUUGAAUCAAACAAAAUUACUCAACCCUGUAUUCAAAAUAAAGGCCUACAGCGACUGAAUAAGCAAAUCAUUAAACAAAUACCGGGAUUUGAACCACACGUAACCUUAACUUAUAUUUGAAAUCGUGCAAGGUUAUGUAUAAAACACAAACUCCUUUGAAUCGUAGUUACACAUUUUUGUAUGAUUUACAAAAUACAGAGACGUACACCCUGAGGUCUCGUCGGUUCAUUUGUUAGGAUAAGCUAGUUAUAAAUAUAAAUAGUGGUUUAAGGAUUCAAGCAUUUGUAUCUUUUUAAACAUUCUGCGUUGCUACUGGCGAUUGUAUUUUUGUUUGUGGCAACCCUGCGUGUAGGCUGCCCGCGCGUGAUGCGUGUUGCGUGUCACGCGCACGCACGGCGCUGCGGGGCGGGGCUCGCGCGGUCGCCAUGAUAAAACUAAUUAAAUUUAGUGUCAGUAUUCGUUUGCACAAUGUAUGAAGCGCUUUUUAUGGAAGUCGUGUUUUAAUUUUCGAUGUAUGGUUGUCGCGCUGUUUAUUUUACCAUUCAACUUAUUUGAACCUUCGUCUUAGAUAGGUUAUUAUAUAAUGUGUAGAUGUUACUUAUAAGGAGUAAGAGGCAUGAUGGUUCAACAUGUUUAAGGGGCACUUUAAUGUACUGGGUAUAUCAAUAUUUUCAACCAAUCAUUCCUCCUCACUAUGAUAUGUAUUAUUUAUUUAUCACUUUUCUAUAAUUACAACUACUACGUAUGAAUAGCACUUUUGUAUUGAUAUAUCCAAGGUUGAUGCUUUCGCUGAAGUGGUUCCGCUUCGUCCGGCAUAUCGUGGCAAUUUGCUCCUCCAUAUUUUCUUCUAAAGUUUUUGUUAAACUGUUUAUAGUUUACGAGUCUUCUAUUUUCUACCGGAGCAAAUUGUUAGUUGGUCUGUACUAGCAUCGCACAAUCAUCCAUUUGUCUCGAAAACGGUGUUUUCAAAUGUAUACAUGUAAGUUUAAAGGUUUCUCUGUCUAAAGUAAAAGUAUACAGCCGUUUUGGUGAAAAUUUGGCAGACAGGUGGCGCCCUCUAGGCGGCGAGCGGCGCUUGCGCCACGGAUUGAGCGAUAGUUUGGAGUCACCCUCUGCUAGAUUUAAGGUUAGAAAAUAAGACUUUUUUAAAAAUAAAAAUUGUUUUUUACUGUAACGGCUUCUUUUCUGAUGGAUGUAAGAUUUAAAAUACACAUUUAAACGAUAUGUAUAAUAUUUAAAGGUUAGAUUGGGAACUCCUACUUUUCUUUUUGAGUCUGACCAAUUUUUCUCACUUUUACAUCAAGUUAUUGGAAGGGACUGCCAUAUUAUAACCUGUAACUAUAAUAUAUAGUAUUUAUCUUACUUAUUACAUUGGGGAGGUAAUUUUUGCAUCCAAAAUGUACUAAAGGUUUGGUAAUUUCAAAACGAUUUAAGAUUUGUGCCGACAGUCUCAUUAAAUCUAUGAAUAACAAAUUGUGCAAAGCAUAGGUUUUGGAGCGUUUUGAAAUUGCCACUUAAUCGGAUGAAAAAAUUAAUGGGCAAUGAAAAUCGUUUCCUUAAAU